Molecule: messenger RNA, 498 nt
Organism: Acanthosepion pharaonis
Lineage: Eukaryota; Metazoa; Mollusca; Cephalopoda; Sepiida; Sepiidae
Source: the annotation of a GenBank genome assembly
AUGAUUUCUUCUGUUUUGUCCCUUCAGGGCGUGGUCGAUGAUGCUUUCAACCAAUCUCCCCUUUACCAACCUCCAGUCCCGUUCCAUCAUCCAUUCACAUGUGCUCGUCAGGUAUUUGUGCGUAAGCGAACGCAACAGCCGCGGUUGGAAUUUGAACUUACAUCGCCGAUAAUAAUUACGCUACGUUCUCACCCUAUCUAUCUAUCUAUCUAUCUAUCUAUCUAUCUAUCUAUCUAUCUAUCUAUCUAUCUAUCUCAUCAUUAUCUAUCUAUCUAUCUAUCUAUCAUCUAUCUAUCUAUCUCAUCUGUUCAUCAUCUCUCUCUCUCUCAGGCUAUUCAUAUCUCUCUCUAUAUAUAUAUAUCUAUCAUUCUAUCUCAGUCUGUUCAUCUAUCUAUCUAUCUAUCUAUCUAUCUAUCUAUCUAUCUAUCUAUCUCAUCUGUUCAUAUCUAUCUAUCUAUCUAUCUAUCUAUCUAUCUAUCUAUCUAUCUAUCUAUCUAA